Messenger RNA from Lates calcarifer (barramundi perch), 3111 nucleotides. It is a transcript of the gene stk16, whose product is annotated as serine/threonine kinase 16. Gene Ontology annotation, molecular function: protein serine/threonine kinase activity; ATP binding. Bases 158 to 1075 code for a protein of 305 amino acids. Gene Ontology annotation, cellular component: cytoplasm; Golgi apparatus. Lineage: Eukaryota; Metazoa; Chordata; Actinopteri; Centropomidae. The record is from RefSeq and is a predicted model, not a curated record. Gene Ontology annotation, biological process: protein phosphorylation. The transcript has 8 exons.
CUCAGACUCUCCGGCAGGCGUCGCUCGUCUCCUUGAAGCUCCGUGUAUUGUUUAUAAAAGAAGAAGAACAUGGAGGAAAUAAGACAGAGCUAACUUGGUAAACUGAAAGCUAACUGGCCCUUUUAAAAGCUUGGUGUUAAACAAUGAACCAGUCAAGAUGGGGCAGACCCUGUGCGUAUGCUCCCGUGGUUCCAUCACCAUCGAUAACAAAAAAUAUUACUUUGUCCAGAAACUAGAUGAAGGUGGGUUCAGUUAUGUUGAUCUGGUUGAGGGGGCAAAAGAUGGGCGAUUCUAUGCCCUGAAGAGGAUCCUGUGCCAUGACCGUGAAGGCCGACAGGAGGCUCAGACAGAAGUGGAAAUGCAUCAGAUGUUUAAUCAUCCCAACAUCUUGAACCUGGUCGCACACACCUUUGUUGAUCGUGGAGGCAAGAGUGAAGCCUGGUUGCUUCUUCCUUAUAUAAGUAAAGGCAGUCUGUGGUCUGUUCUGGAGAAGCUAAGAGACAAGGGGAGCUCCAUGCCUGAAAAACAGAUUCUGCAAAUUUUCCGUGGCAUCUGCUCUGGACUCAAGGCCAUUCAUGAAAAAGGCUUUGCACACAGAGAUCUGAAGCCUACAAAUGUGCUUCUGGAUGAGGAUGACAGGCCAGUUCUGAUGGACCUGGGCUCCAUGAACCGUGCCAGGAUUGAGGUUAGAGGUAGCAGAGAAGCCAUGACCAUACAGGACUGGGCAGCCCAGCGGUGCACCAUUUCCUACAGGGCUCCUGAACUCUUCAAUGUAGAGAGCCACUGCAUUAUAGAUGAGCGCACUGAUAUCUGGUCACUUGGCUGUGUGCUUUACUGCAUGAUGAUGUUGGAGGGACCAUACGACCUGGUAUUCCAGAAGGGGGACAGUGUUGCCCUCGCUGUCCAGAAUCCAGUAACCAUCCCACAGCCUUGCAGUUACUCAGAGGGCCUGCAGAUGCUGCUCAGCUCCAUAAUGGUGUCAAACCCCCAGGAGAGACCAAACAUCAGCUGGGUUCUUGACCAGGUACAGGACCUGCAGAGUCGCAGCCCCAACACCCAAACCAACAUGGUCUGAUUUUGCACGGUGCACUAGAUGCGGGCUCUUGGAGACCAUUGCGCGCACAAAUAAUCGUCUUUUAUUUAGGUUUGAAAAUAUUCCUUUAAUUUAUUGAGUGUUGUGUAAAAGCCCAGGUAUAGACUUUCAUUCACCUUGACUGAGCUUGGCAACAGUAUCAGCUUUUAGUUUGAAUGAUUCAACCUAACCUGCACAUCACAGUGGGCUUUUGUAAUCCGUAUAAGCUUACCCAAUGAUCAAAAGAAUCUAAAAGGCCUUAAUUGUAGUUUGACCCUGCAAUGUGAGUAGUUUGGCAAGGGUCAAAUGUUACGUGUAAAAACAAAGUGGCUUUACCUUGUAAUUUUAAAGGGACAGUUUGACAUGGUGAAACACGGGCAUAUUCGGUUUCUCCGAGAGUUGUGUGAGAAGAUGGAUAUGUCUGUCAAUUCAGUGUGUAGCUGGUGCCAGCAACCCCAUAGCUUAGCUUAGCUUAUUUUAGCUUAGUUUAGCAUUAAGACUGGAAAAAAGGGGAAACAGCAAACCUAGCCCUGUCUAAAGCUAGCUAACUGAAACUCACUAGUUAUCCUGUUAUAUCUGUUUGUUUAAGCUGUUCAAAAGCCAAAAUGUAAAAACAAGUGGUUGGUGGCUGUAGGGGGUGUUUAUGUACAGGGUUAUUACUUUACAUUUUAGUUUUGGAUUAAAUGAAAAAGAUUUUACAUGUUAAUUAGUGAGCUUUAGAAAUACUGCUAGGUGGAUUAUCUUGCCUGGACAGAACCUGGCUAGCUGUUUCCCCCUCUUUCCAGUCUUAAUGCUAAGCUAAGCUAACAGGUCCCUGGCUGGAGCCUUAGGAAAUAAGUGUAUUCCUAUAAAAGAAAUAAGAAAGAAAGAACACAUUUUUGUCUUAAAAUUGUAGUUUGGAUUUUUUUUUAUUUUUACAAGAAAAGGGACAACAUAAAAGGUUGUCAGACUUUCUGUUGGAUGAAGCUACCUGAGUUCAAUGCAUAUCAGAUUACAUUCCCUACCAAGAUGGGCCAGUUCCCUUUAUCUUUCAUCUUAAUUCUUGAGUUAUGUGUGUGCGACAUCUUGUAGUUGCACAUAUGCUGUAUUUACCAAUGUACAACUUCGCCUUUGGCUCUUCCCCACACUGUCACUCACACGUUUGUCUCCACUGGGGAGAAGUUAAGAGGCUGAGUGCUCCUCACUUGCAAUGCUGCAUUUGAACACACAGAGGUGCUCCAGCAUCACAGUCCCCUGCUCCACAAACGUAUUAUCAUGGCGAUCGACCAUGUUUCUGUCUGUAUAGUCGGUAAUGUGAGAAUGGGCCCUUCAUAAAACACAGAAGAAAGUAUCUGCUUACACACAAAAAAGAAGAAAAUCAAAGAGAAGGGGUCAGGUGUUACUAUACAACAAUAGAAAAAUGAACUUAGAAGUGUUUUUAUUAACUGUAAGUCAAAGUCAUUGUCAUAUUUACCAUUGCAGUUUAAUCUUUUUUUAAACUUCAGUUUUCACUGUGUUGUGUUUUUGAACAGUUAAGUAUUGUCCAUUCCAGCUAUGCUGUUAAAUUCUGGGUUUCCUGUCAUGUGUAAACAUGGUCUGACACUUCUGUUCUCUCAGGGUUCACCCACGUCUCAAAGGGUCUGAUGGUCUUUCCUACUAGACCUAAAUGGUACCUUUAAAAUUAUUAUUAGAUAAAUUAAACUUUGGGGCAUUUCAGUUAAGAUUUAUGCUUUUGUGACUGUAAUUGGACCAUGUUAGAACUGAAAAAGGUCCUCGAUAGUUAAUGCAGUUAAUUGUUGGAAUGGUAAUUGACAUACUGUUAAAGUAUAUUAUCUUUUUAACCCUAAGUUUGGAUAUGUCAAAUGACUAUUAAUUUUUGUGUAGCUGUUAAUGGUGAACUAAUCCUGGUAUCACGCUGCUGGUAAACAAAGCAAUUGAAGUGUACUGGUGAAGUUCACAGAUAUUUUAAGUCUGUUAUUUGAUUAUGGAGAAUUCUGUUAAAAUUAUGUUUCAUCUCUUAUUCUCUGCACAGUAAAGGAUAAAUAAAUAUUAAAUAUGUA